AUGCUAAUUGGACGGAUUUUCGUUGCCCUGCGCCGACUGGCCUUCUCCUCGCAUCAACAGCAACGCCGCCCGGUAGCACAGAGCGGGGGCGGACGGAAGCGUUUGCUUUCAGGUCCUCGAGCGCGUAAACCAAAGAAGAGCCCUAGCGAGAAGGCGCCCGCCGCUAGCAAUGGAACAGGUGGCGGAGGGAGUAGUGGAGCGUCCAGCGGGGCCCUGGCUGACGACAAACGACCCCGGACGGCGUUUAGUGGGCCGCAGCUGGCGAGGUUGAAGCACGAAUUCGCCGAAAACCGGUACCUAACGGAGCGCCGGCGCCAACAGCUUAGCGCCGAGCUGGGCCUGAACGAGGCCCAGAUCAAAAUAUGGUUCCAGAACAAGCGAGCCAAGAUCAAGAAAUCCUCCGGCCAAAAGAACCCCCUGGCGCUGCAGCUGAUGGCCCAGGGACUGUACAAUCACUCGACGAUUCCCCUCACCCGGGAGGAGGAAGAACUGCAAGAAAUGCAAGCCGCAGCCCAGGCAGCAGCGGAAUCCCGAAUCGGUUCCUCACCGGCCAGUGGUUAGCAGGGGGGUCGUCGGGUAUUUUGUUAGUUUGGUUUCAUAAUAUUUUUUGGCAACCCGUGGUACCAUAGUUUUUUCUCUUAAGUUGGGAUUUUAUGUACGAGUGGAAGCGAAAUAAAAACAUCUGUGAUAUCUUAAUGUUAAUCAAACGCGACAGCUUAUGGGAUGUACAUUUUUAGUAAAUGGAAUGUUUUUAGGAUGUUGUCCAAUUUUUCUGUGUAGUAAUUUUGCCCCAACUUUGAUUGUCAAAGAUGCUUACCAAUUCCCAUCAAUCAGUGUAUGAUUUGUUAGACGUUUCAAUUUACCACUAUACUUAGCCGUAGACAAUUUCAAUCAACUGACUAAGAAUGAGAAGAAGACUUCAUGUAAACAUUUGUAAAUAACCUGUUCAACCUAAUGACGAGAAUAUUCAAUCAAGAAGAGUAUAGGACAAUUAGGAAUAAUCUAUUUAUUUCGUUUGUAAAUAUUGAAACCGCUUCGAAGUAAGUUAUCAAUAAUAACCACAUAAAUUGAAAA
This is a messenger RNA of Aedes albopictus (Asian tiger mosquito), 1074 nucleotides long. RefSeq names its product homeobox protein E60. Lineage: Eukaryota; Metazoa; Arthropoda; Insecta; Diptera; Culicidae. The transcript has 3 exons. Gene Ontology annotation, molecular function: DNA-binding transcription factor activity, RNA polymerase II-specific; RNA polymerase II cis-regulatory region sequence-specific DNA binding. The record is from RefSeq and is a predicted model, not a curated record. The coding region runs from base 1 to 561 and encodes 186 amino acids. Gene Ontology annotation, biological process: multicellular organism development; neuron differentiation; regulation of transcription by RNA polymerase II. Gene Ontology annotation, cellular component: nucleus.